Molecule: messenger RNA, 773 nt
Organism: Cryphonectria parasitica EP155
Lineage: Eukaryota; Fungi; Ascomycota; Sordariomycetes; Diaporthales; Cryphonectriaceae
Exons: 2
Coding region: 139-675 (178 amino acids)
Source: RefSeq, a predicted model, not a curated record
UUUGUCUAACACAUUACCAGAAGUUUGUAUCAUCUUGCGCUGAUCCUAAAACAGAGAUUCAGAGGGGCGUUCUGGUCCUUCAGCUGCAACCUGGGCUUCGAUUCAGACUCUUUCGCUACGACGACUAACCGCAACAGCAUGUCGUAUCAAGGUGCAACUCCGUCGCGGACGCCGCAGAAGGCGGAUCAACCGCCAGUCGGCGAACGAGAAUCGAACCGGGACCAGUUGGCAUUUAUGUUUAGUCCAGAUGCAAUUAAAGGGGGCAACGGAUUAGCAUGUCCCUACUUCAAGAUGCACCCGGAAAGAUAUGAGCAACAUAUCCAUUGUCACUCCGAAAGAGCAAAACCUUGGACGGUCAAUCAGAUGACCCAGCAUCUUUGGCGGUUCCACUCGUACGUGUCCCGCUGCCCCUACUGCGACAAAUGCUGGCCGAGAACUGCCCGGAAGAAGCUCGCCGAGGAGCGAGCAACACACAUCUCAAAUUGCUCAGAAAGGAGGCGGCUACUGGGCCAGUUACGGCCGAGGGGCGAGAACGAAGUCGACCUCAUGACCGAGGAGCAGCAAGAUGCUCUAGCUUCAGUCAAGAAGUUCCGAGGGAGUAAUGCAAUAAGGCUCCGAAAAAUAUAUAGCGCUAUAGGAUUCAGCUGUCUUCCGGAUACAUUCCGUAAGCUAUGAGUCUGCUUAUAGGUUUCUGGGCUGAGACUCGGUACUAAACACGAGCGCAGAUGUCCGCCCUCCUGAAUUUACUAGCAAUGCCAAAGACAACAUAAGUC